Messenger RNA from Vigna angularis (adzuki bean), 1760 nucleotides. RefSeq names its product receptor-like protein kinase ANXUR2. Gene Ontology annotation, molecular function: transmembrane receptor protein tyrosine kinase activity; ATP binding. The record is from RefSeq and is a predicted model, not a curated record. Gene Ontology annotation, biological process: protein autophosphorylation. Bases 256 to 1272 code for a protein of 338 amino acids. The transcript is spliced from 3 exons. NCBI's taxonomy places the organism in Eukaryota, Viridiplantae, Streptophyta, Magnoliopsida, Fabales, Fabaceae. Gene Ontology annotation, cellular component: plasma membrane; plasmodesma.
UUGGUUAAACCAUCAAGUCUAAUAAAUUUGCUUAAAUAAAUUAAAAUUUUAAUUAAUCGUGGGUCACCUGAGUAUCUCAAGUCAAAUCUGGGUAAUGUCAAGACACUAAACACUGAGAAAAUUGGCAAGAGGAAAUUAUCUUCGGUCAGAUUUUCUGCAAACUUAUUUGAGAACAAUAUAAGAAACAGAAGCAACAGGAUCCCUGCCUGAACACAACCUUGUUUCUGCAAUUCCCUUCAUUUCCAGGUAUCUAAAAUGGGACAAUGUUUGAGCUUCUGCUGCUUUAAGCACACAGCUUCGUCUCAGCGACAGUAUCCAACUGUGAUAGAAGAGCUUUGCCCUCAAUUUUCUCUAGCCGAUCUUAAGAAAUCGACAAACAACUUUGAUGAAAAGCAAAUAAUUGGAAGUGGAAGCCUUGGCAUUGUAUAUAAAGGCUCUCUCCGAAACAGUUGUGUUACUGAGUGUACAGUUGCAAUCAAGCGAAUAUAUGGGAUCACUGAGAAGGAACUUAAGCAGUUCAAGAACGAAAUUGAGUUGCUCUGCCAGUUUCGCCAUCCAAAUUUGGUCACUCUAUUAGGAUUUUGUGACCACAGAGACGAGAAGAAUAUUGUAUAUGAGUACAUGACCAAUGGAUCUCUCCGUGAUGUCCUAUAUUGUAGUGAUAUGAAAAAGAAGCCACUAACAUGGAAGCAGAGGCUAAACAUCUGCAUAGGAGUAGCGAAGGCACUACACUACCUUCACACAGGUCUCAAGAGAACAAUCUUUCAUCGUGACAUAACACCGUAUAAAAUUCUUUUGGAUAGCAACAUGGAGGCAAAACUCUCAGACUUCCGACUUUCCCUAACAGGACCACAUUAUGCAUCAAAGCCACCACCAAAGAUAAUAACAAAAGAUGGCUUUACAGGUACAUAUGGUUACGUGGCUCCUGAGAUUUCACAAAGCAAUACAUUAACAGAAAAAAGCGAUAUUUACUCCUUCGGUGUAGUUAUACUAGAAGUGGUAUGCAAAGACAAGCUAAAAAGUGUUGAGAAGACGCAGAAACACCCUGUUGAGGAGUAUAUUGAUCCAAAUAUUAAAGGAAAGAUUGCACCAGAGAGUUGGGAAGUAUUUAUAGACAUCACAGAAAGAUGCUUGAACUUUGAUCCAAACGAGCGACCAUCAAUGGGUGAAGUGGAGAUUCAACUUGAGCUUUCUCUGUCACUGCAGGAAGAAGCAGAUGUAAGAAAUACUUGUGAUGAUUAUAACCUAUCAUCUCUGACCAUUAUUAAUUAGUCCUUAACUAUAUUAGGCACUAGGCACGAUCUUUAGUUGAAGACAAAACUUAUGGAUGGUGGAACCAAGGUUCUCAAUAAUAACAAUGAAACUCCUUAUUCAUCAAUCUCAGUAUAGCAGAUGACUGGGAAAUUAUGGGAAAGGAAUUGAAGUUCAAGAAUGAGAUUUAGUUCUUUGCCAUCAUCGUCAUCAAAUGCUUAGCCUCUAGAAAGUUUUUAAUGUUGUAAGUUUAUGCCUUAGAAUUUGACCAACUAAGUUAACUGAUAGUUAAUGAGUAUGGCUUUAACAACGUUGGAACUCGAAAAAUAAUAGUAUGUGGGACGGGAAAACAAGCAACGUUAACGCAGAGGUUUCCCGCAGGAUGUUUUGGUCCAAUUCUCUACGAAAUAUUGUUCCAGAAUGUCGGGAAGUAUGAGGGAUAUUACAGAAAGAUAGAUUUCCUUGUAGUUUGAUAUAAAUAAGCAAUUAAUAAAGGGUGGAAGUGGAAG